This is a messenger RNA of Gallus gallus (chicken), 1669 nucleotides long. RefSeq names its product cytotoxic T-lymphocyte associated protein 4 (gene CTLA4). Gene Ontology annotation, biological process: T cell receptor signaling pathway; regulation of T cell proliferation; B cell receptor signaling pathway. Bases 180 to 797 code for a protein of 205 amino acids. The transcript has 4 exons. Gene Ontology annotation, cellular component: membrane; external side of plasma membrane. Lineage: Eukaryota; Metazoa; Chordata; Aves; Galliformes; Phasianidae. The record is from RefSeq and is marked provisional.
ACAGCAUCUGGGAUCACAGCUAUAUAAAUACACACUGACUCUGUGUGGGUUCAAACAUUUCGAAGAUUCAGUAUCCUGAAAGGCGUUACCAUUUUUCCAGUCCUGAGAGUUCCAGUUUGUCUUAAAGUCUGAAGGCAUCAGAUACUUCCAGCUCCGUCAGCAUCUGUCCCGGUGCAGGAAUGCUCUCAGCAUGGGUCACCGUGAGCUUUCUCUGCGCAGCCACCGCCACUGCCGAAGUAAUGGAAGUGACUCAGCCAGCAAUAGUACUGGCCAACAGGCAAGGAGUUGCCAGCUUGGUGUGUAACUACAAGCACAUUGGGAAUGCAAAGGAAAUUCGAGUGACUUUACUCAAACAGACAGGCGACAAGUUCACUGAAAUCUGUGCUUCAACCUACACAACGGAAUUUAAAAUGUUCAGUGUGGAAGAGGUUAUUCAGUGCCAUGUUAGCCCGAGCCGAAACAACGUGACCCUUACCCUCACAGGCCUGCAAGCUAAUGAUACUGGUCUUUAUGUCUGCAAGAUGGAGCGGAUGUACCCUCCACCAUACUUCAUGAACAAGGGAAAUGGGACGCAACUCUACGUCAUUGAUCCAGAACCUUGUCCAGACACUGCCACAUAUCUCUGGGUAUUAGGAGCUACUGCCUCAGGAUUCUUUCUUUACAGCAUCAUCAUCUCAGCCAUUGUCGUGGGCAAAGCGAUUCAGAGAAGACAACGUCUCACUACUGGGGUCUAUGUGAAAAUGCCUUCUGAAAAGCUAGAGAAAAAAGUGAUUCCAUUUCACAUCACUGUUAACUGAAACAAGGAGAUGGAGAGCCUGUUUCCUAGUUGGAAUGGAGAAUCUGCUAGUUGACUUAAGUCAAAGUAUUAAAAUGUAUUGUGUUAUUACAAAGGUGUACCGUAAAGAGAGAAAAUAUUCUUUGUAACUUCUAUAGUUUGGAAGAGAAUAAAUAGUUUAUGCAUUAAUAUUUCAAGGUUAACCCUGUCACAUAUAAAUGGCUAUGUUAGGCCAUUGAUUUUUUGAGUUGUAUUGUACCAAUAUGUAGUCUCUAUAUAUACAUAUAUAUGUAUAGCAUUAAGAGAUAUUGUUGCAGCUGAACAUCUUAUUGUUACAUUGUGCCAUGUCUACCCAUCAACUGAAAUCCAAACACUAUUACUACAGAGGCUUUUGUAUCAUUGCAAAGUUAAUCCUACAGGUCUAAGGGGAAGAGGCAGAAGGGCACACUAAUGCACAAAGGAAUGUUGUCUUGUUUCCAUGCAGUGCUAUUUAUUGGCUCAAUUUCUUGUAUUAGUGCGCUGUGCUUCCACAAAGGCAUCACUGUAGGCUGGCACUGAUGAUACUGCUGCUCUAAAAGCCUGAUCUCAGCCUUCCUCUGGCACUGUGUCUCAGCAGUGCUGUACUGAAAUUAACACUGAUGAUAUCUGAGGUAGUGCUGACAGCGCAGUUGGAGAGAAAGGCUGCCCAGCAGGAGACCUCUGGGGCUGUUGCUGGGGGAAUGUUCCAGCUCUGCUGGAGCCUUGAGUUUUACAAAUGCUAAAUUAGCAUCUAUCCAAGAGGCAGAAAUAUGUUAUGUGUUUAAUUGAGUCUAUUUUCCAUGAAAAUACAGACAGUAUAUAAUCUUGUUUAUUAGUUACAUACCAUUCAAUAAAAAUCUUGAAGCUUUGCCCAAA